GCGUGCGCACGUUGGGCCGCCCUCGCGCCCUCCCGCGGCAGCGGCGGCGGCGGCGGCGGCGGCGGCUCUUGAGGGAGUCAGCGACGGGCGCGCGGAGGCGAGCUACAGAUCGACGGCAAAGCGGACCCGCGACUGGACCAGAGGAGUAAGAGCAGCAAGAAUCACACUCGGCAACGAUGUCAGUGGAACUGGAGACCUCAGAGGGGGUGGAUGAGUCAGAGAAAAAGAGCUCAAGGACCCCAGAAAGAGAAAACCAUACCAGAAUGGCUGACCUCUCCGAGCUUCUGAAAGAAGGGACCAAGGAAGCACAUGACCGAGCAGAAAACACCCAGUUUGUCAAGGACUUCUUAAAAGGCAACAUCAGGAAGGAGCUGUUUAAGCUGGCCACUACUGCACUUUACUUCACAUACUCAGCCCUCGAGGAGGAAAUGGAUAGCAACAAGGACCACCCAGCCUUCGCCCCCUUGUACUUCCCCAUGGAGCUGCAUCGGAAGGAGGCGCUGACCAAGGACAUGGAGUAUUUCUUUGGUGAGGACUGGGAGAAGCAAGUGAAGUGCUCUGAGGCCACCCGAAAAUAUGUGGAACGGAUCCACUAUGUGGGGCAGCACGAGCCUGAGUUGCUGGUGGCCCAUGCCUACACUCGUUACAUGGGGGACCUCUCAGGGGGCCAAGUGCUUAAGAAGGUGGCCCAGCGGGCCCUGAAACUCCCCAGCACAGGGGAAGGGACCCAGUUCUACCUGUUUGAGAACGUGGACAACGCGCAGCAGUUCAAGCAGUUCUACCGGGCCAGGAUGAACGCCCUGGACUUGAACCCAAAGACCAAAGAGAAGAUCGUGGAGGAGGCCAACAAGGCCUUCGAAUACAACAUGCAGAUAUUCAAUGAACUGGACCAGGCUGGCACCUUGCUGGCCAAAGAAAUCCUGGAGGAUGGGCUCCCUGUGCACAAUGGGAAAGGAGAUGUGCACCAGUGCCCCUACUACGCUGCUAAACAAGACAAAGGUGCCCUGGAGGGCAGCAUCUGCCCCUUCCGAACAGCCCUGGCUAUGCUGAGCAAGCCCAGCUUCCAGUUCAUUCUGGCCACCAGUGUGGCCCUGGCUGCUGGCCUCUUGGCCUGGUACUACAUGUGAAGGACUCAUCACACCACAUUGGCGCUCUCCUCCCCAGUGACUGCUGGCCCACCCCCACCUCUACCCAUGAUGAAACCAACACCUCAGGUGACUUUUUCUUAAUGCUGGGUUUGAGAAAACAAGAAACCAAUAAAAGCCAGACGCUAAAGCUUCUGCCUGUUAGCAUCCUCUACGGGCAAGAUGCUGAGCGGGGUGGCUACCCCUCCCUGCAGCCCCCACCAGCCUGGGAGCACCCCUGCAGCUUAGCCCACCAGCCUGGGCCUGUGGAACCAGCUCCAGCUCUGCCCACAUCUCUCUCACCUUGAGGCUCAUUCUCUUCAUUCUUCUUGUUGUGUCAGCACUUAGAUGGAUAUCUUUUCCUUGCUGGGCGUGGAGUGGCCAGCAAGGCCAGGCUGCCGUAAUUCUGGGAAGGAAGAGCCCUCCCCAGAUGCCCCUGCUCUACUUUGGGGCUUCUCCUAGGGGCGGGGGGACAGAAGCCAAGCUGGCACCCUGCCUCUGAAGCCCAGGAAGCUCUGUCCUGGCCAGGUAGUCCUCAUCCCCCUCUAGCAGAAACCUGUGAGAGGGGUGUGUCCAGCCAUGGUCUAUAUCCUCUGACCUGUGUUAAUGCUCCAGCAGUCAAAGUGGACACUGACAGCUGCCUCCCUUCUUCCUGGCAUGGAUGUCAUCCUUCUCACUAGUCCCUGACAGACCCUUCCUGCUGUUCCUAUGCUCCCAACACUGCAAGUUACUUCACAAAUAAGGAUAAAAAACCAUGUACUUGUAUUAUAUAAUAAUUCAUUGUCUAAAAUAGAAGUGUGAACUUAAAUAUUUUUAUUAAUAGGAAUCUAUUAAUGUUUCACAUGUUAA
Molecule: messenger RNA, 1973 nt
Organism: Pteropus alecto (black flying fox)
Lineage: Eukaryota; Metazoa; Chordata; Mammalia; Chiroptera; Pteropodidae
Gene: HMOX2
Product: heme oxygenase 2
Exons: 6
Coding region: 177-1127 (316 amino acids)
Biological process (GO): heme oxidation; heme catabolic process; response to oxidative stress
Molecular function (GO): heme oxygenase (decyclizing) activity; heme binding
Source: RefSeq, a predicted model, not a curated record